Wyeomyia smithii (pitcher-plant mosquito) is the source of this 3119-nucleotide messenger RNA. It is a transcript of the gene Oatp58Dc, whose product is annotated as solute carrier organic anion transporter family member 74D. Lineage: Eukaryota; Metazoa; Arthropoda; Insecta; Diptera; Culicidae. The record is from RefSeq and is a predicted model, not a curated record. Gene Ontology annotation, cellular component: membrane. Gene Ontology annotation, molecular function: protein binding. The transcript is spliced from 7 exons. Gene Ontology annotation, biological process: sodium-independent organic anion transport; transmembrane transport.
UCCGAGAGACAAGACAAAUCCAGAGAUCAAUCCUUAUCAUAUAUCACCGGAAUUGUUUGGCGCACAAUCAAGCCGCGCGCCGCUCGGUCAGUCCCACACCUCGAAUCCGACAGGGUCCAAAAGUGCCGCGCCGUUUUGACGUUAUCUCUGUUAGUACAAUAGACAAUUUAAACAUAGAAUUUCUAGUCGCUCGUCCAUAGCCAUCCGUAGUCCGAACAGCGUUAUCUCUGGCUGAGCUAAGAUUUUCCCACAUCCUCCCCACACACGGCUAAGUGGCUCGGAAAGCGGAUAGAGUGCGUGUGUGUGUGUUUGUUCAUCCUCGCAGAUCAGCAAUUAAAUUAUAAAAGAGACUAAAAGCGUGAAAAUCACUGCCACAUAUGCUGCGGAGGGUGUCAAGCGUUGAAGUGCUGUGUCCCGUCGUCGUUCGCGAACAAGCUCCUGCGAGUGCGAUAAAUGUGAAGGAUUAUUUUGUGACUCUCGUAUCCUAACGGUGGUAACGGCUUUCGACGGCUGGAACAGUAGUUAGCUGGCAGAACAGGAAUUUUGUGAAUCCGUAGUGCGCGCCUUAAUGACGCCGAUGUUGACAAUGGUUGUUUGAGUGGUGAAGAAGUUGACGGAACGGUUUUCAUUGGUGAAUGCUAAUAGGAUUGUUGACACCCUCCACCGUCACGGAUCGGUUACGUUGAGUGGGAAGAACGCACCUUCCCGUGUUAAGACCGCCCGAGAAGAUGAGUGCUGAAACCGAUAGCCUGACGGUGCGAUAUCAGGAGAAAAGUGAUAAUUGUGUUGGCGAUGAGGCAGACGAGAAGAAAUUACGCGAGAAGGAGUCGGAUGUCGAAGCUUCGGAACGGUACAACUGCUACAACAACGGUGAGAAGACGAAAAAUGGCGCCGAGUUCCAGAAGAUGAUUCCAGAUGAUCUGGAGGACAUGUUUAAGGAUAUGCCGCUGACCAAGGACACCACGUGUGGGUUCUGGUUUUUCAAAGGUCCCUUUUUGCAAAGGUUUGCCAACAAGAAGGCCUACGUCUUUCUGUACGGCGUCAUCGGUUGUAUAUUCUCCGCGACGUACGCCUACUUCAACGGUACGAUCACGACCUUGGAAAAGCGGUACAAAAUUCCGAGCAAAAACACCGGCAUCAUCUCGGUCGGUAACGACAUCAGUUCGCUGUUUCUGUCGGCCAUCCUAAGCUACUACGCCGGUAAGGGUCACCGGCCGCGCUGGAUAGCGUUCGGUUUGUUCACAAUCGUCUUGUUCUGUUGGAUGACGGCACUGCCCCACCUGCUGUACGGUCCAGGGGAAGCGGCCUUGGUACUGACCACCGAGUAUGGGGCGACGUACGACGAGAACCAAACCAAGGAAGUGUUCGAGGCUCAGAAGGCGAAAACGCUUUGCCGCAGCAAUGGCACCCGGGGAGCGCAGUGCGAAACCGAGGAGGGCAACUUUGCCCCGCAGGCGAUCCUCUUUGUGGCGCAGUUCAUCUCCGGCAUCGGUAGUUCACUUUACUAUACGCUGGGUGUUUCUUACAUGGAUGACAACAUUAAAAAGUCGAAAACGCCGGCUCUGGUUAGUGUUUCCUACUUUCUUCGAAUGCUCGGACCAGCGAUCGGGUACACGCUAGCUUCCUACUGUUUAAAGUUGUACAUUUCGCCCUCGAUGACUCCAACAAUCACUAAUAAUGAUCCCCGUUGGCUUGGUGCCUGGUGGAUCGGCUGGCUAGUGCUAGGACUGAUUCUUGGCUUUUUCGCCAUUUUCAUCGGAAUGUUCCCAAAGCAGCUCCCAAGAGCGGCGGUACGCAAACGGAUAGCUGUUGAAAAGAAAAAGCUCGGAAUGAAACUAAGUGAGGCGAAAAAAGAGGACGAACUUCCGGCCUCUUUCAAGGAUAUGAUCAAAACCUUUAAGCGGUUGGUUAGGAACAAAAUUCUCAUGCUGAACAACAUCGCCUCAGUAUUCUACUUCUUCGGUUACAUGCCAUACUGGAUUUUCACCCCGAAAUACAUCGAAACUCAGUACAAACAAUCCGCAUCGACGUCCAGUUUAGUGACCGGAACCGUCGCUUUGGCUUUCUCCGCAAUCGGAGUGCUACUUUCCGGAAUUGUGAUCUCCAAAUUCAAACCAAGGGCCCGCUACAUGGCGGCGUGGAAUGUCCUAGUCGGUAUCCUGUCCGUAAUGGGGAUGGUUGCGUAUGCCUUCCUGGGAUGUACGGCGAGUGAAAAUUCCGUUAUCGUGAAUAUUCCUACAGCCAACGAGAUGUCUCCCACGUGUAAUUCGGCCUGUCAGUGUGAUUACGUGAAAUAUUCACCAAUUUGCGGGGAGGAUGGUAACACUUACAUCUCGGCGUGCCACGCGGGAUGCAAACAACAAUUCCAAAUGGGUGACCUGAAGACCUAUGACGAAUGUUCAUGCAUAUUGGGCAGCAACUAUUCCGCCCACAAUCCGGUUUACAAGCGGCUGAUAUCGUACAACAGUAGCAUAGUACUCCCCUACUCGCUCGCUUAUGAUGACCCUAAGCCUUCAGCCGGCGGUGGAAAGGCCAUUGCCGGACCCUGCCCGCUGGACUGCAAGCGGGAGUUUAUCACCUUCCUGGUAGUGAUGUGCUUCCUGAAGUUUUCCGGUGCCACCGGACGGGCCAGCAACUUCCUGGUGUCGGUGCGGUGCGUCGACGAAAAAGACAAAACCGUCUCGAUGGGUUUCGGCAUGAUGCUGCUCAGUUUGAUGUCCUUCAUACCGAGUCCAAUCUUUUUCGGCCUGGUGCUGGAUAAGACCUGUCUGGUGUGGGGCAAAACAUGCUCCGGCAAGGGAAACUGCUGGCUGUACGAUGGGGAAUCUUUGCGAUAUUUGCUCAACUUUAUAGCGGCGGCAUUUGUCCUGGUGGGGACACUGUUCGACUGUGGUGUGUGGUAUUACGUGAAAGAUCUGAAGAUAUUCGACGAGGAGGUGAAGGACAAGGAAAUCGAUCUGGCAGACAAAUAAGAGGAAGUCAUCACGGAUAGACCUACGUAGUGGAAUCCGCGUUGAGUCUUCUGUUAAACGUUGUUGUUGCUAGGGAUAAACGUUGAUAGCUCCAAAAACCAAAUUGUACAUUAAUUUAGCAUAUUUUAAUACAACGUUGAAAUAAAA